ACAUAUGUGGCUUAUUUUUCAUCCUUAAAUUCAUGUUCUGGUAUUGUAAAAUAAUUGCUCAACUUGCCUUUGGUAUUAUGCCCCAUUUCGAAAGUUAUCUUCGAGAAGAAAUAAUUUCAAUAUGCAGAUGAUAUUUAAUUGUGAACACUAGCUAAAAAAAAUUACAUCAAAGUCGAAUAUAAGACAGAAAUCAGAUGAAUCACUUUUUUUACCUUCAUAUCACUAAAAGGGAAAAAUGAAAAAGAGGCAGGUAGAUGUAAUUCCCACAAAAACCGUGAUAAAAGAUACCACGGGCCCUCAAGUUGGAGAAAGAUAAUGAUGCCUAUCUCCAAGCAGACCCCUCCACUUCGCCUAGACACAACCUGCCAACCGCACAUAAAUUGAACAUUAACGCCAAUUAAAAUGACAUCAAGCUGACAAACGCAUUUAAAUUUAACCCAAGUAUCUUUGCACACGAUGAAAAAUGCACUUAACAGCUAUAGCCGAAGCGUGGCAUGUGUCUUGAAUCUUAUUUCAAGCUGAACAAAAUAAUGAUUUUUAUUCAAGAUGGCCAAGACUGAGCUAACGUCACGAGUUGCCUUGUCUGUUAUCAUCUGGGCGUGUUUGGCAGUGCCAGGGGCACUAGGCGAGCUGUGCAGUGAGCUCAACUGUAUGCCACCCCAUUGCAGAUGUCCCAGCACCCAAGCGCCGUUCUCACUGCCGCCUGGUGACAUUCCACAGCUAGUCGUGUUUUCGUUCGACGGCCCCGUGACGCCGAAAUAUGUUGACUUUUAUCAACGCUUGUUUCCUGGGGACCUGGUUAAUCCAAACAAUUGCUCCGCUGGGGUUACUCUUUUCGUGUCUAACGCUGGGGAGGAGGGUCGUAUCCGUACAGACUAUGCCAGCGUCCAGAAGCUCUAUCGCCUUGGUUACGAAAUUGGCGUAAAUAGCAUGAGUAUGAAACGCCCAGAAAUGUUCUGGAAUGACGCUACAUAUGAGGAAUAUGUCAAAGAAAUGGUUGGACAGAGGUAUCUUUUAAGUCUAAAAGCCAGGAUUCCGCCCGGUGAAAUUCGCGGUUUGCGAGUGCCGUAUCUUCAACCUGGAGGUAAUAAUCAGUUUCGCAUGAUGGCGGACAAAAAAUUCAUGUACGAUUCGUCACUCGUGACGGGCCCAGUAACUGAAGACGCCACGGCAAACCAGCCAGCUGUGUUCCCCUAUACACUGGACGUACCGCCGGAGAAAUACCUUUGCGAUAUUGCACCAGGAAAUUGCCCCACCGAUCCAUUUCCUGGAAUCUGGGAAUUCCCGCUGAACCGUUUGUUUUCAACGCAUGGGACACCGUGCGCUGUAGCAGACGACUGUCAGACAUAUCCCGCGGACGACACUUUCAGGUACCUGAUGAAGAACUUUUUGAGGCAUUACAAUGGGCAGAGAGCGCCCUUGGGCCUUUUCAUUCGACCGACAUGGUUUGAGAAGAAAAACUACACACUAGCUGGAGUUGGCGCGUUCUUAAAAAACAUCACGGCUAGAAGAGAUGUCUGGGUAGUUACCAUGGCACAGGCCAUCGAAUGGAUGAAAGCGCCAAAGAGUAAUUCCCAGCUUUUAAUGGCGUCAGGAGAUUGUAAUGUAAAUCCUCCACUUUUAGCAAAUAAUGCGACUUUGGAUAUCAUAGAUCUUUACGAUCCUGAGGACACAUCAUCCACAUCAACCACGCCCACCACGGCUAAACAAGGAAAAACUACGGCGAGUUCUCCUGCACAUGGAGGUCGACAAAUUGACAGCAGAAACCGUGCAAAUUCAGAAAUGUUUUAUUUCAAGCUACUGGCUUUCAUCUGUAGUCUAUUAGUUUACCAUUUAAUCUUAUAAACGUUGAUAUAUAUGCUGGAAGUGACAAACGAAUUAUCACCGAGCAUCACAACUCGUAUGAAACAAUGUGUUAUAGUGAGAAAUGACGACAGCAGUUUGGAGCUUUCGAACGUUUAUUCACCGACUCUUGCUUCUUACAAUUUCAC
Lingula anatina is the source of this 1991-nucleotide messenger RNA. Its product is annotated as chitin deacetylase 8-like. The record is from RefSeq and is a predicted model, not a curated record. Gene Ontology annotation, biological process: carbohydrate metabolic process. NCBI's taxonomy places the organism in Eukaryota, Metazoa, Brachiopoda, Lingulata, Lingulida, Lingulidae.